AUGUAUUUUCCAGGCUGCAGCUUUGGCUCCAUUCCUGCACCGUUCUCAUUUUUCGCGGAGCCCCGCAGCGGCGCCCCGGGCCGGCUGGAGGGGCACCGGGGCUUCGGCCGCCCUCCAGCGGGGGAGCACCUCCGCCUCUCCCCGGCGGACAGACCGCCGCCCUGCUUCAGCUUCCCGGGGAAGGCUGCUUAUCGCGGUUUACCGCCUCCACCCGCGGCGGUCUUCCCGGCGGAUGGACGGGGGCUGCUCGGCGGGGCGGCUGUCGGGGACUCCCCGCGGCAGGAGGCGCUCCCCCCGCAGGGCUUCCCCGGCGGAGCCGCGGGGUUCCCCGCCGCCUUCGGACUCCCGCAGCCGGGCCGCUGCCGCAGAGGAGGAGGGCUGCUCCCGGGACACACGGCCGGGAAACACGCGGAGAAAGAAGCGAGGAGACCGAGCGAGGAGACGGACUGUCGCCGCCGGGACAGCGGCGAGGUGAGGGCGGGGCCAGAGUCACCUCCGGCCGGGAGGGACGGCGAGGAGGAGCCGCUGUUCUCCAGCCGGAGCCCCGGGAAGCACGAGCAGCAUCCCACGACAGACUGCUGUGAGAGGAGGAAGAAGCGCUGUCCUUACUCCAAGCUGCAGAUCAUCGAGCUGGAAAAAGAGUUUCUGUCCAACAUCUACAUCAACAAGCACAGACGCACGCAGCUGUCCUGCCUGCUGCAGCUCACAGACAGGCAGGUGAAGAUCUGGUUCCAGAACCGGAGGAUGAAGCAGAAGAAGCUGGAGCGAGAGAGACUGCAGUACUUCACUGUCUACCCGCCGUUCUGA
Molecule: messenger RNA, 807 nt
Organism: Salarias fasciatus (jewelled blenny)
Lineage: Eukaryota; Metazoa; Chordata; Actinopteri; Blenniiformes; Blenniidae
Product: homeobox protein Hox-A11-like
Exons: 3
Coding region: 1-807 (268 amino acids)
Biological process (GO): regulation of transcription by RNA polymerase II; anatomical structure development
Cellular component (GO): nucleus
Molecular function (GO): RNA polymerase II cis-regulatory region sequence-specific DNA binding; DNA-binding transcription factor activity, RNA polymerase II-specific
Source: RefSeq, a predicted model, not a curated record